AUGCUUUGUGGCAGCAAAAAUGAACAGGUCUCAGAAAAGAAACCUAGAUUUGUGUUUAAAUCAAAAUCCACAAGCUCUGGAAGUUGGACACCUCCUUUCAAAAACAAUAAUGUUCAACCCAAGACAAUGAUUGGGACGCCCCCUAUAAUUACAAAUGGACACCAAGAGUCGACUCCACCAGUAGCUAAGAGACCAACAUUAAACAAUGGCAUAAGUCCUAUCACACAUAGCCAUACAAGGGAAGACAAUCAAAGCAAUGAUAUAUUUGAAAUGGAUGUUGAUGAUGUCCAAAUCUUUCCAAAGGUCAAUAAACCCAAACCUGAGUCACGAACACCAGAGAAACAGAACAGAUCAAUAAGAAUAAGUUCCACCCCAACCCCACCAAAGAACAGACCGGAUAAACAAACUAAACAGAAGAAAAUAUUAAAGACACCUGAAAAAGAGGUUGCCAGUAAAGAUAAGGAUCCACUCAAGAACAUUAUGGUGGAUAAAUCAUUAACAGGGUUUUUGGACAAGCUGUCUUCUCACUAUGAAACUGUCACAAGCUUAAAGGAUGAAGUUAGUCCGGAGCACGUGGAGCGUUCUAAAGAUCUGUACAUAGAGUUACUGGAGAAAAUAUUUCACGCCUUUGACAAAAUACCAAAUUGUAUAAAGGAAAAGUUUCCAGGGUACGACAAAAGGGUCUAUGCUAAAGUUAAACAAUUUCAAUAUAGAUUCAAGAAAAUAUUAGCAAAACCCAAGAGGAAAAGUUCCCAAUCAUCACAGGACAGUGAUAUUAGGCUUAGUAAUGGAGAUGGCAAUUUGAACGGUAGUAGCAGUCCUUCUUUAUUGAGUAAAUAUGAAGAAAAUAAUGAUUUAGAUGAUUUUGACUUAACACCUAGUAUAAAAUUUACGAAUAAACUUAGUACGUUAAAUGGAACGAGUAUAUCAACUACAACAUCGACACCUGAUAUAGCUUUAAGUAAUAAAGGACCUAGAAAAGAACUGAUACCUAGAUCAUCACUAUCAUUUGACGCCUUUUCACCACUAAAUAACUCGUCCAAACUAGAAACAAGUUGUCAGUCUGAAACAGAAAGUACAAGUUCAGAUCAAGUCAAAGGCAAAGGGAAAUUUGUUUUCAAAAAGCCUUCAAGACUUACUCUAGAAGAGAACAAACCGGGACCCAGUAGCAUACAGUCUUCUACAGCAGAAAGAAUAAGGAAUGCUUCGGAGAAAUUGAAACCUGUACCUACGAUUGAAAGUCCAAAAUGUGCACCAGUGCCUCUUAGUUCUAUAGACUUUCAAGCACCACAGUUUAGCAAAUCUUCUCUUAUCAACAUGGAUGGACCUAGUACAGAUUCUACUAAAGAUGAUGAGAACAGUGACCCAAUGGAUGAUUACGAAGUACCAAUAGAUAUGGAUGAUGUUACUGAUAUAAUGCCAGAAGCGUCUCAGUCAGUUAUAAACAUCAGUGACUCAGUAGCCAGUACAAGUAAUAUAGAUAAUCUUACUCAGUCAGAUAUACCAGUCGAUGAGGAUGGUUGGCCAGUGUAUAGGCCUGAAGAUUUUGAAGAAAAUGUUAAAGAAUGUGAUUUAGAUACACAAGUGUUGAAUCUAAUGGAUGAGACGGUGGUUAAAGAGAAUACUACUAAAUAUGAAGGGAUGGGUGACUUCCAUGCUGGUACGCAAAACGAUGGUAUUACUGGUGAAUUCGACGGUCUAGACUACCCUCACUCAGCGCUAAUGAUGGAGGUGUUCCAAGAAAGGUUUGGACUCAAGUCCUUUCGCCCCAAUCAGCUACAGGUCAUUAACGCUACGUUACUUGGACACGAUUGCUUCGUGCUCAUGCCUACUGGAGGAGGCAAGUAUCUGAGUAAAUCCCUCUGCUACCAGUUACCCGCCAUACUGAUGCCCGGUGUCACCAUAGUUAUAUCUCCACUGAAAUCCCUCAUAUUAGACCAGGUCAACAAACUACUAUCCCUUGAUAUCCCCGCAGCGCACCUGUCAGGCGACGUGUCCCUGGCGGCGUGUGACGAGAUAUACCACAAGUUGUCGAUGCGUGAGCCGGCCAUCAAGCUGCUCUACGUCACGCCAGAGAAGAUCUGCAGCUCGCCCAAGUUCCAGUCCAUGCUUAGUAUGCUGUACUCACGAGGGAAACUUGCGAGGUUCGUGAUAGACGAGGCGCACUGCGUGUCGCAGUGGGGCCACGACUUCAGGCCGGACUACAAGCGGCUGGCCAUGCUGCGCCAGCAGUUCCCGGCCGCGCGCCUGGCCGCGCUCACGGCCACGGCCACGCCGCGCGUCCGCCUCGACAUCCUGCACCAACUACACGUCUCCUCCUGCAAGUGGUUCCUCAGCAGCUUCAACCGACCCAACCUAGCCUACAGGAUACUGGAGAAGAAACCUAAGUCUAUUAAUCAAGACAUUGCUGCUAUUAUCAAGGAGAAGUUUUUCAGAAAAUCCGGUAUAGUAUACUGCCUAUCGCGCAAGGAGUGCGAGCAAUGCGCGACGGACCUGCGCAAGGCGGGCGUCCAGGCGGCGCCCUACCACGCCGGCCUCAGCGACAAGAAGCGGGAGGAGGUCCAGGCCGCAUGGGUCGCUGACAAGUACCAUGUCAUCUGCGCAACAAUAGCGUUUGGUAUGGGCGUGGACAAGGCGGACGUGCGCUACGUGAUCCACCACAGCCUUCCGAAGUCCGUGGAAGGUUACUACCAGGAGACUGGCCGCGCCGGCAGGGACGGGGAGCGAGCCACGUGUCUACUCUACUACUCUUACUGCGACGUUGUCAGAUACAGGCGGUUACUUGAUAUGGAACGUAACACAAGUCCGGAGGCGCGUCGCGUGCAUGUGGAGAACUUGCUCCGUAUGGUGGAGCUGUGCGAGGGGGUCAGCGAGUGUCGCCGCGCGCAUGUACUAGCUUACCUGGGGGAGCGGUACGACAGGGCGCUCUGUAAGAAGGACCCCGCCACUGCAUGCGAUAACUGCCUCAAUGCUACUGAUUAUAAGCCAGUGGACGUGACGGAGGAAUGCAAGUUGAUAGUGCGGUGCCUGCGCGAGGUAGGCGCGCGCUGCAGCUUCACGCUGCUGCACGUGGCCGACACCCUGCGCGGCUCCAGGCAGCAACGGCUGCAGGCGCUGCAUGACUCGCCCAUACACGCCAAAUGCAAGUCGUGGCACCGCGGGGACCCGAUGCGCCUGCUGCGGCAGAUGGUGGUCCGCGGCCUACUGGCCGAGCGACUCGUCGUCAACAACGACAUCGCCAGCGCAUACGUCGUGCUUGGGCCUAAUGUCGACAAACUGAUGGUAGGCGGACUCCGCAUAGUGUUCCCGAUGCGAGUGGGCGCGGCGCGCGGCGCUCUGACCGUAGCGCCGGUCGCGGGCGCCGCCUCGCCCGUCGCCGCGCUACUGCAGCGACUCGAAGAACGAUGCUAUGCUGACCUGGUUGAGGCCUGCCGUGAAAUGGGCAAUGCUCGCGGCGCGUCCUUAGCGGCUGUAUUACCACAAGCGGCACUGAAGGCGAUGGCCUCGCGCCUGCCGGAGAAGGCCGAAGACAUGUUGGCCUUACCUUACGUCACCAGGGCCAACUACCACAAGUACGGUGAUCAACUACUGCAGAUCACCAGCGCGUACGCCAUCGAGAAAAUGGGAAUCCUCAUGGAGUACCAGGAUGAAUUGGAACAAAAUAACAAGAAAGAGGCUGAGGAAGAAGAAGGGUCGGACUCUGACACGGAUUGGAGCAGGGUGGCGAAGGAUGCAUCGUCUUUGGAUACUUCUAGGGGAUCCGGGGGCCGCAGGCGUGGGGGGCGGACUUACCGCGGCGGAGUGAGGAAGAGGUUUAAACGCAAGCCGACGUCAGCUGCGAAGAAGAAGGCGGCGCGCGGUGCCUAUGCGGGGCGAGCUCGGACCGGGGGCAAGGCUUCUACAUCUACUGCAGCUACUACUUCUACAGGUCGGCUAGGCAGCAUGCCAGUACCGCGCGGCACUAGCGUCCAGCUCAACACUCGGCCCGGAGUCUUUAACCCAUCACGACUUAACCUCAUAUAAACCAAACAACGUACAAUUAUACUUUCCAGUGUUUCACGCAGUUGUUUUUGCGAAUACAAAAUUUGUUUAUUUAUUUUGUAUUAAUUGUUCGAAC
This is a messenger RNA of Spodoptera exigua (beet armyworm), 4117 nucleotides long. The record is from the annotation of a GenBank genome assembly. NCBI's taxonomy places the organism in Eukaryota, Metazoa, Arthropoda, Insecta, Lepidoptera, Noctuidae.